AUGGAUUCAUCAAGAAUUUCCCUCCGUCCCUUUCAGCUCUCCGAUAUUGAUGACUUCCUGAAAUGGGCUAGUGAUGAUAGGGUAACCCGUUAUCUAAGAUGGAACUCCAUUACCUCUAGAGAAGAAGCCUUGACAUAUCUUGAAAAGGUUGCCAUACCCCACCCUUGGCGUCGGUCCAUAUGUUUGGAUGAUCAUUCAAUUGGAUACAUUUCGAUCUCUCCGGAGUCUGGUGAUGAUCGAUGCAGAGCACGCCUUGGAUAUGCGUUGGCUGCGGAAUCUUGGGGACAAGGGAUGGCUACAAUUGCGUUGAGGAUGGCUGUGUCUAGUGUGUUUAAAGAACUUCCAGAUUUGGUUAGGCUUCAUGCUGUUGUGGAGGUGGAGAAUAAAGGGUCUCAAAGGGUCCUGGAAAAGGUUGGGUUUUUGAAAGAGGGUCUGCUGAGGAAAUAUGGGUAUUGUAAAGGUAAAAUUAGAGAUAUGUUUGUCUAUAGUUUCCUGUCUACAGACACUGUUGUGUAA
This is a messenger RNA of Dovyalis caffra, 516 nucleotides long. The record is from the annotation of a GenBank genome assembly. Lineage: Eukaryota; Viridiplantae; Streptophyta; Magnoliopsida; Malpighiales; Salicaceae.